This is a messenger RNA of Dovyalis caffra, 345 nucleotides long. The record is from the annotation of a GenBank genome assembly. Lineage: Eukaryota; Viridiplantae; Streptophyta; Magnoliopsida; Malpighiales; Salicaceae.
AUGGCUAGUGAUAAUAUUGGAAUUGCCCAAGCUGAACCAACGAUCAAUUUCAGCAGGAGAGGAGAGAAGCAGGAAGAGAAACGGGGAAUUGCCCAAGCUGAACCAACGAUCAAUUUCAGCAGGAGAGGAGAGAAGCAGGAAGAGAAACGGAAAAAGAGUACUUUACAAGCCACCCAAGCCACGAUCUCUUGCGCCCAAAUAAGUAGACUGUGGCGGUGUUUAAGUUUCUCCGCUAGGGGUUGCUUUGGUGGCUGUUCCUUGCGCAACCAAGUUCAAAGGCGGCGAGAUUUUGACCAGGAAGUGAAGAAAGGGAUUGAAAACACCAGUUUUCGCAGUGGAGCAUAG